Molecule: messenger RNA, 3165 nt
Organism: Acanthosepion pharaonis
Lineage: Eukaryota; Metazoa; Mollusca; Cephalopoda; Sepiida; Sepiidae
Source: the annotation of a GenBank genome assembly
AUGAGGAGUGUUUUUCUUUCUUUCUGUUCCUCACUCUCGACCAACUGCUUUCUUUCUUUCUUUAUGUUCCUCACUCUCGACCAACUGCUUUCUUUCUUUCUUUAUGUUCCUCACUCUCUACCAACUGCUUUCUUUCUUUCUGUUCCUCACUCUCUACCAACUGCUUUCUUUCUUUCUUUCUGUUCCUCACUCUCUACCAACUGCUUUCUUUCUUUCUGUUCCUCUCUACCAACUGCUUUCUUUCUUUCUUUCUGUUCCUCACUCUCUACCAACUGCUUUCUUUCUUUCUGUUCCUCACUCUCUACCAACUGCUUUCUUUUCUUUCUUUCUGUUUCUGCUUUUUUUCUUUCUUUCUGUUCCUCCUCUCGACCAACUCUUUCUUUCUGUUCCUCCUCUCUACCAACUGCUUUCUUUCUUUCUUUCUUUUCCUUCAUCCUGCCAACUGCUUUCUUUCUUUCUUUCUGUUCCUCACUCUCUACCAACUGCUUUCUUUCUUUCUUUCUGUUCCUCACUCUCUACCAACUGCUUUCUUUCUUUCUGUUUCCUCCUCUCGACCAACUCUUUCUUUCUGUUCCUCCUCUCGACCAACUGCUUUCUUUCUGUUCCUCUUCUCUCCUUUUCUUUCUUUCUGUUCCUCACCUCGACCAACUGCUUUCUUUCUUUCUGCUCCCUCCUCUCAUAUUUCCUUUUCUGCUCUCCUCUCCACCAACUGCUUUCUUUCUUUCUGUUUCCUCACUCCUCUACCAACUUUUCUUUCUUUCUUUAUGUUCCUCCUCUCUACCAACUCUUUCUUUCUUUUUAUGUUCCUCACUCUCCUACCAACUGCUUUCUUUUUUUUAUCCUUCUCCUCCUUCUUUCUUUCAUAUUUCCUCACUCCUCUUUCUUUCUUUCAUGUUCCUCCUCUCGACCAACUGCUUUCUCUUUCUUUUCUGUCCUCACCACCCUCUUUCUUUCUUUCUUUCUUUAUGUUCCUCACUCUCUACCAACUGCUUUCUUUCUUUCUUUAUGUUCCUCACUCUCUACCAACUGCUUUCUUUCUUUCUUUAUGUUCCUCACUCUCUACCAACUGCUUUCUUUCUUUAUGUUCCUCACUCUCUACCAACUGCUUUCUUUCUUUAUGUUCCUCACUCUCUACCAACUGCUUUCUUUCUUUCUGUUUCCUCACUCCUCUUCCAACUUACUUUCUUUCUUUAUGUUCCUCCUCUCUUUUCUUUCUUUCUUUAUGUUCCUCACUCUCUACCAACUUUCUUUCUUUCUUUCCUCACUUCUAUGUUCUCCUUUCUUUCUUUCCCUCACUCUCGACCAACUGCUUUCUUUCUUUCUGUUCCUCCUCUCUACCAACUUUUCUUUCUUUCUCUUCCUCCAAACUGCUUUCUUUCUUCUUUUCCUCCUCUCUACCAACUUUUCUUUCUUUAUGUUCUUUCUUUCAUGUUCCUCACUCUCUACCAACUGCUUUCUUUCUUUAUGUUUCAUUUUCUUUUCUUUUCAUGUUCCUCACUCUCGACCAACUUUUCCUCCUUACUCUUCCAUUCUCUUCUGUUUCUUUUCUCACCCUCUUCGUCUUUAUCCUCUUCAACUUUUCAUUUCCUCCUCUUUUUCAACUCUUUCUUUAUGUUCCUCUCUUUCGACCAACUGCUUUUCUGCUUCCUCUUUUCUUUUUCUUUCUUUCUGUUCCUCACUCUCGACCAACUAACCUGUUCCUCCUUUUUUUCUUUCUUUCUGUUCCACUUUUUUCACUUUUCCUCCUCUCUCUACCAACUGCUUUCAUCAUCUUUAUGUUUCUCUCCUACCAACCCUUUUCUUUAUUUUCCCUCCUCUCUCUCAACUUUUUCCUUCUUUCUGUUCCUCCUCUCCUCCACCUUUCUUUCUUUCCUCUCGACCAACUGCUUUCUUUCUUUAUGUCCUCACUACCAACUUCUUUCUUUCUUUAUGUUUCCUCACUCUCGACCAACUGCUUUCUUUCUUUAUGUUACUUUCUUUCUUUAUUUCCUCCUCUCGACCAACUGCUUUCUUUCUUUAUGUUUCCUCCUCUCUCCUCCAACUGCUUUCUUUCUUUCUUUAUGUUCCCCUCCUCUCGGCCAACUGCUUUCUUUCUUUCUUUAUGUUUCCUUUAUGUUUCUUUCUUUCUGUUCCUCACCAACUUUUCUUUCUUUCUUUCUCUCGACCAACUGCUUUCUUUCUUUCUGUUUCCUCCUCUCGAUGUUCCUCACUCUCCUCCAACUGCUUUCUUUCUUUAUCCCCUUAUGUUUCCUUUAUGUUUCUCCUCUACCAACUUUUCUUUCUUUCUGUUUCUCACUCGACCAACUGCUUUCUUUCUUUCUUUAUGUUUCCUCCUCUCUGGAACUACUUUCUUUCUUUCUUUAUGUUCCUCCUCUUUCGACCAACUGCUUUUCUUUCUUUCUUUCCUGUUCCUUUCUUUCUUUCGACCUCCUCUCUAACUGCUUUCUUUCUUUCUUUAUGUUCCUCACUCUCUACCAACUGCUUUCUUUUCUUUCUGUUCUCACUCUCUACCAACUGCUUUCUUUCUUUUUAUGUUCCUCACUCUCGAAACUUAACUUUCUUUAUGUUCCUCAACUCGACCAACUGCUUUCUCUUUAUUCUGUUUCUUUCUUUCUGUUCCUCAACCAACUGCUUUCUUUCUUUCUGUUCCUUUCUUUUUCUCGACCAACUGCUUUUCUUUCUUUAUUUCAAAUGUUCCUUUUCACUUCUCUCCAACUGCUUUCUUUCCUCCUUUGCUUUUCUUUUGUUCCUCACUCUCUACCAACUUUCUUUCUUUCUUUCUGUUUCCUUUCACUCCUCUCUCACCAACUUUCUUUUCUGUUCCUCCUCUUUUCUUUCUGUUUUAUGUUCCUCACUCUCGACCAACUGCUUUCUUUCUUUAUGUUCCUCACUCUCGACCAACUGCUUUCUUUCUUUCUGUUCCUCACUCUCGACCAACUGCUUUCUUCCUGCUCUCCCCUCUCUACCAACUACUUUCUUUCUGUUCCCCUCUCUCUACCAACUACUUUCUUUCUUUAUGUUCCUCAGGUCUACCAACUCUCUACCUCCUCUCUACCUGCUUUCAUUCUUUUUUUCUGCUCUCUACCAACCUUUCUUUCUUUCUAUCAACUUUUUCCUUCUUCAUAUUCUUUAUCAUUCACUCACUCUCCUUCUUUCUGUCUAUAA